This is a messenger RNA of Dioszegia hungarica, 750 nucleotides long. RefSeq lists its product as uncharacterized. The transcript has 4 exons. Bases 1 to 750 code for a protein of 249 amino acids. The record is from RefSeq and is a predicted model, not a curated record. Lineage: Eukaryota; Fungi; Basidiomycota; Tremellomycetes; Tremellales; Bulleribasidiaceae.
AUGUCGCGACUAGCCUCCCUCUCUACCCCCUCUCGGUCUCGGUCCUCGCUAUCCCCUUCGCCUGGGCCAGCGACUGUGCCUGUCGUGGCUCUCCCGCCAAUAGAGACGACACAUCAUCGUAUGCUCAGGAUCGUGAUCAGCGAGAUCAAGAACCUGCUCAGGACGUGGGAUGAUCUGGUCGGAGUCGACGGGAUCAAGGCGAGCAAGGGGGUUAUUGAUGAGAGUACGACGAUGGACAACCUACUCCAAGUCGCCGAGACCGAGAGAACGUCCAUGUCGACUCAUCUCGUGAGACUGCACGAUCAGCGCGCAGCGAUGGAAGCGGUUCUGGCAAAGCUGGGAAGGCUCCUCGCUAAGCUAUCUCUGCUCGUGGACCAGGCGGAGAAGAUCUUCUUUGAGGCAUGCAGACUGCAAGGAGCAGCUUGGGUGGUCGAAGAGCCAUUAUGGUUAAGCUGGACACUGGAUCAUUUCGUGAACUCCAUUCCACCCCUCAUAUCCCUCCACAACGACCACCUCGCAUCCCUCACGUCCCUCUCCCGCAUCAUCCUCAACCCAGAUACGACCUUUGACGAUGCCAAACUUGCCCUCGAGCGCUGGCGCGACCUGUCUAUGGCUGGUACGAGACACCAGGGCGUACGAGAAUGGGAGGAGCUGGUAGACUUGGAGCUGUCUGCCGGCGGUGAGGAUAGCUCGGAAGAGGAAGAGGAGAAGGUGGUUAGUAGCGGGAGGAAGAAGAAGGGGCGGAAAUGA